Messenger RNA from Rotaria sp. Silwood2, 336 nucleotides. NCBI's taxonomy places the organism in Eukaryota, Metazoa, Rotifera, Eurotatoria, Philodinida, Philodinidae. The record is from the annotation of a GenBank genome assembly.
AUGCGGUUAAACGCACAAAUCUUGCGUUUCGUGUUUACAUGGGCAGUAGAUGACAUCACAACUGCAUUUGAGUUAAUUGCCGAUGAAUUCGACGAAGAGACCGACGAUCUAUUUGAAUAUUUCGAAAAAACUUGGAUUGGUGGACCAAAAAGAAGAGAAACUGGUGGAAAGAAGCCUCUUUUUGAUCACAAAUUAUGGAAUAUUCAUGAUCGAUUUGCCGCCGCUGUACCUCGUUCAAACAAUUCGGUGGAAGGCUGGCAUAAUGCAUUUGCCAAUCGUGUCUCAAUUAGUCAUCCAACGACUAUCAAGUUAACAGAGAAAAUUCGUCGUGAAUAA